Messenger RNA from Salmo salar (Atlantic salmon), 4980 nucleotides. RefSeq names its product myeloid-associated differentiation marker-like protein 2. Gene Ontology annotation, cellular component: membrane. The record is from RefSeq and is a predicted model, not a curated record. NCBI's taxonomy places the organism in Eukaryota, Metazoa, Chordata, Actinopteri, Salmoniformes, Salmonidae.
GAGGGAGGGAGAGAGAGAGAGAGAAAUAGUGUGUGAGAGAGACAGAGAAGAAGAGAGGGAGAAAGAGGGACACGAGACAGAGAUCAGACAGUGAGGAGGACUUUUCCAGGGAGUUUAGGUCCUGGCAGUGGAAGGAUUACAAGGACAGAGCUGAUCAGUGUUGGACCUUGACAAGCCUAGUACAGCUGCCUGCAUGGGACACAGGACUACAACCAGAACAACAACCUAACUCUAUAGUGGGUUAUUAUUGGAGCACUCCCCCAUGUUCAUGUAACUGUACUGCAUUUGGAUGAGCCUGUUGAUGGAUUGUUGGUCUCUGGAUCUCUGGAGUGACGUGUUGGGAGUAAGGAACUUGUUGCUCUUCCAUAACCUGAAGGAGAAGUGAACGACAAGACCCUUUGUGACUGAGUUGGACUUCUCAGUUAAAACACAAGGGUAAUGUUAUAUCUGGCCACCGGCAAUCUGAUCUGUGACUUUAUCUCGAUAUGGGAUUAUUGAUACAAGCAUCUGUAAGAAACUAGACAGAUCACUUGGGUCAACAUUAAAUUAUUACCGUUAGAGAAGCAAAGAAGUUACAAGAUCUGAUGUUAUUUGAGAAUCCAAAAUUGCUAAACUGUUGACAGGGAAGAUGAAAUCAGCACUGCUCAAGGCUCUGACUGCGUUGUAAGUUGAACACCAUUGUGGCCGACUGUAACCUGAUCUCCAACACACUGCAGUAAUUACAAGGUGUAUGCAGGGAAACAUGGAGAGAGAUUUGUAAUUAGACCUGUCUAUAAAAAGAACCAGGCAAAGGGCGAGGUCCCCACACAGAGAGAGUUAAAGGGGGAGAGUCAGGCCAAGGACACCCAGCUUGAAGGGAGGGAGGGGGGCUGUCUGGAGGCAUAGGAAGGAGGCUGCCUGGAGGCAUAGGAAGGAGGCCAACUGGAGGCAUAGGAAGGAGGCUGCCUGGAGGCAUAGGAAGGAGGCCAACUGGAGGCAUAGGAAGGAGGCUGCCUGGAGGCAUAGGAAGGAGGCCAACUGGAGGGAUAGGAAGGAGGCCAACUGGAGGGAUAGGAAGGAGGCCAACCGGAGGCAUAGGAAGGAGGCCAACCGGAGGCAUAGGAAAGAGGUUGCCUGGGGGCAUUGUUGAGUGUAAGUGACACCCAGACCCAGACAGCAACGACACCUAACCUGAAGGGAAGGAGGCUGCCUGGAGUCAUCAUUGGGAAGAAGAGACACCCAGACAGCUUUUGACAAUUAGGGGACAGGAGGUGUGACCAUGGACCCCCAAGGCGGACACUACCUGAACAAGGCGGCGGUGCUGUCUCCUCUAGGAGCGGCCCGUAUGCUCCAGCUCCUCCUGGGCUGCACCAUCAUAGCCCUGGUGGCCCACAGCGCCGGAUACAACCACGCCUAUGGUAUCUACUGCAUGUUUGUGUGGUGCUUCUGCUUCGCCAUGACCCUGCUGGUGUUCACCAUGGAUGUGACACGCCUCCCCUGCUGCAUGCCCAUUUCCUGGGACAACCUCACCGUGGCGUUCGCCAUGCUCGCCACACUCAUGUAUGUCGCCGCCUCCGUCGUCUACCCCGUCUACUUCCUGCGCUCUCAGUGCUCCAAAUCCGACGGGGGCUGCGAGGUGCGCAACUACCGCAUCGCUGUCACCGUGUGCUCCAGUUUCUGCUGCUUCGCCUACGCGGCUGAGGUGUUCCUGACCCGGGCCAAACCCGGCCAUGUGGUGGGCUACAUGGCCACCAUGUCAGGCCUGCUCAAAGUGGUCCAGGCCUUCGUGGCCUGCAUUAUAUUCGGGGCCCUGGCCAACGGCAGCGAGUACAACCGCCACAUCCCCACUCAUUACUGCGUGGUGGUCUACAGCCUGUGCUUCUCCAUCACCGUGGUCGUGAUCGCUGUGACCGUGUCGGGAAAAGCCUCGGCUCUGCCCCUGCGUUUCCCCUUCGACCGCUUCGUGAUCAUCUACACGUUCCUGGCGACGCUGCUGUACCUGAGCGCCGCCCUGGUGUGGCCCAUCUUUAGCUUCGACAGGAAGUAUGGCACGCCGGGUCGCCCCGACGGCUGUCCCUGGGAGAACUGUCCCUGGGACAGCAAGCUGGUGGUGGCGGUGUUCACCCAUGUCAACAUGGUGCUGUACUUCAGCGACCUAAUCUACUCCCAGAGGAUCCGCUUUGUCUCCCACUCCGCUGCUUGAGGACCCCUCCACCCUCCACUCUGCUGCCUGAGGACCCCUCCACCCUCCUCACUCCACUCUGAUGCCUGAGGACCCCUCCUCACUCCUGGGGACCCCUUUACCCUCCUCACUCCUGGGGACCCCUCUACCCUCCUCACUCCACUCUGAUGCCUGAGGACCCCUCCUCAGUCCUGGGGACCCCUCUACCCUCCUCAGUCCUGGGGACCCCUCUACCCUCCUCAGUCCUGGGGACCCCUCUAUCCUCCUCACUCCUGGGGAUCCCUCUACCCUCCUCACUCCUAGGGUGAAUCUCAAAAGUGUUUUCCUCGGUUCGUCAUUGGACACGGCGUACGAGGUAAGGGAGGAGAGCAUUGGAGAAGACAAGAGGAGAUACGAUAUUUGAAUGGACUUCUGCCUCGCUCUGACGUUAUGAGGAGGCGUGGAGAGGGAGAUGAGGAGUAGAGGGUAUAGACUUUUGAGUUGCACCCCUGGCCCUCAGAGACAGACAGAGACCACACUGGAAAUGACACACAGCAUCUCCACUCAAGUACCUCUGAAUGCCCCAUGCCUACUACAGAUUACAUAUCGCCUCAAUGAUGUUAUGGCUUUGUACCUUGUUGUGUCUUUCUUAACAUCAGUGCUGUCUUUCUUAACAUCAGUGCUGUCUUUCUUAACAUCAGUGUUGUGUCUUUCUUAACAUCAGUGUUGUGUCUUUCUUAACAUCAGUGCUGUGUCUUUCUUAACAUCAGUAUUGUGUCUUUCUUAACAUCAGUAUUGUGUCUUUCUUAACAUCAGUAUUGUGUCUUUCUUAACAUCAGUGUUGUGUCUUUCUUAACAUCAGUGCUGUGUCUUUCUUAACAUCAGUAUUGUGUCUUUCUCAACAUCAGUGUUGUGUCUUUCUUAACAUCAGUGCUGUGUCUUUCUCAACAUCAGUGUUGUGUCUUUCUUAACAUCAGUAUUGUGUCUUUCUUAACAUCAGUGUUGUGUCUUUCUUAACCUCAGUGUUGUAUCUUUCUUAACAUCAGUGUUGUGUCUUUCUUAACAUCAGUGUUGUUAACAUCAGUGUUGUGUCUUUCUUAAAAUCAGUGUUGUUAACAUCAGUGCUGUGUCUUUCUCAACAUCAGUGUUGUGUCUUUCUUAACAUCAGUAUUGUGUCUUUCUUAACAUCAGUGUUGUGUCUUUCUUAACAUCAGUGCUGUCUUUCUUAACAUCAGUGUUGUGUCUUUCUUAACAUCAGUAUUGUGUCUUUCUUAACAUCAGUGUUGUGUCUUUCUUAACAUCAGUGUUGUUAACAUCAGUGUUGUGUCUUUCUUAACAUCAGUGUUGUUAACAUCAGUGUUGUGUCUUUCUUAACAUCAGUGGUGUGUCUUUCUUAACCUCAGUGUUGUGUCUUUCUUAACAUCAGUGUUGUGUCUUUCUUAACAUCAGUGUUGUUAACAUCAGUGUUGUGUCUUUCUUAACAUCAGUGUUGUUAACAUCAGUGUUGUGUCUUUCUUAACAUCAGUGUUGUGUCUUUCUUAACAUCAGUGUUGUGUCUUUCUUAACAUCAGUGUUGUUAACAUCAGUGUUGUGUCUUUCUUAACAUCAGUGUUGUUAACAUCAGUGUUGUGUCUUUCUUAACAUCAGUGUUGUGUCUUUCUUAACAUCAGUGUUGUGUCUUUCUUAACAUCAGUGUUGUUAACAUCAGUGUUGUGUCUUUUUUAAAAUCAGUGUUGUUAACAACAGUGUUGUGUCUUUCUUAACAUCAGUGUUGUUAACAUCAGUGUUAUGUCUUUCUUAACAUCAGUGUUGUGUCUUAACAUCAGUGUUGUGUCUUAACAUCAGUGUUGUGUCUUUCUUAACAUCAGUGUUAUGUCUUAACAUUACUAUCAGUAGUAUCAGUAUUAUAAUCUCUAAGAGAAACCUGAGACAAGGGCCAGUACUGUUGUAGGCACUCUGUCUUAUGGUGCAGUACAUUGGUUUAAUUCAGAGCUUUGAACAUGUUGGGCGACAUUUUCGUAGUGCAAAAGCGAUGUGCUAAAUGCAAUAGAAAUCUGUAAACCUCAUAAUCUGGCAGUGUGAUUUAAACUGAAACUUUUCCUCUACAAUCUGCAUUAUAAAGAAGCUAUUAUUUAUAAGGUUUAGUAAACCGAGCAAUCGAUAAAAUGUAUGCACAUCGCCUACUAAUAAUGCACAUUGUUGAAAAACAUUUUCAAGAUUAUAACGAGGUUCAUGGUCAUUUUUGUACUUUGCUUUUGUACUAUGAACAUGUCGCCCAUUAUGUAUUGAAGGACGUCGUAAAUCAUCAUUGGGUUGUUUUCAUGUCUUGAAAUAGUCUGUUUUAUUUAUUGUGUUUCAAGAAACUUUUAUCUUAACUAAGAGGUUUUUUCUAAUAAUGACAAUAAUAUAUACAAAAUGUAAUGUGUAGUGUGUUGAAUUGGCUUUCCAUCACUGAGUACUUUUGGUGUUUAAACUAACACCCAACUGCUUGUUUCAACUUCAACUCCUCUUGUUUUAGUCCAAGUUCAGUCAGUGUGUAGAUUCAUUAUGAGCUGAAUGUUCAGUGUAUCAACUGUCAAUACAAAAUUGGGAAUAUACAGUAUGUGUGAGGGUGUGUGUGCAUGAGUGUGAGUGUGUGUGUGUGUGUGGGGGGGGGUUAUGGAAUUGACUACAUAGGUACAGCUACCACUUUUUGAUAUGUGAUGUCUGCACUGCAAAACAUCCCUGAACACUGUAUUGUAAUGAAAACCAUGCGAUGUACUCAAUGAUAUAAACCGAUAGAAAAGUUCUGAAACUUGUGAAUAUUCAAAAUGUCAUUAAAAUGAACAAAUUGUUUAGUC